AUGUAUUCCGGCAGCGAUUCCAACGAAUCCCAAAAAUUCCCUCAGUGGGCUCUGAACCCAGCCACUUACCAAAACCUCUCUAACGAGCAAGUAGACUGGGCCGCUUUAGCCCAGCAAUGGAUAAUAAUGAAAGAAUCCGGCCCUCCGCCUAUUCCAGGCGAACAGCCCGUCAUCAUCAAGAAACCUCCUGAAAAAAUCUCGCCAGUUGAAGCGCUUGUUGAGGGGACUUGUCCUCCAGCUCCAAUCUGGAAUAUCAGCGAGCCUCCGCCGGCUCCUGGAUCCGAAACGUGGGGUAACUAUUCUCAGAACCCGAAUUGGAAUUGGAACAACACUUGGGUGCAGCCUACCGUAGUGCCACCUCCUAGUAUCAAUGUUGUUAAGCCUGCACUUUUGCCCACACCUUCAAACAGUUUCAGUGCCCCUCCUGAAAGCAACAGUGACAAUGCUGUGCCCUUUGGCAGUUAUAACACAUCAUCCACAAAUGAAGGUAAUCAUUCAAGUUAUUGGACAAGUUCUAGUGGUCAGAAGCACAUUAAGCCUCAUAACAAGAGGUAUAGUAAAGUGAAUGUGCCAAUUAGGGCUACUGCACCUUUACCACCAGUGGUGGCAGAUCCUGAACCAAUAGUAGUAGCUCCCAUGCCAUCCCUGGAUGCCAAUAAGAGAAAACAGUUACCAGCAUGGAUCAGAGAAGGUUUGGAGAAAAUGGAGAAAGAUAAGUUGAGGCAAAUGGAGAAGGAGAAACAAAAUCAAGAGAGGGAAGAAAAUAUUGAAAAAAAUAAACAGUCUGAUAAGGAAACCAUGGAGAUUCUGAAAAGCACUAUGAAAGAAAGGAUUAAGAGUAGAUUCGAUAGUGAUGAGGAAAGUUCAGUGGAGGAGAGUAAACCCCAGAGAAGACAGUCCAGUCCUGAACCUAUACCUCUCACCCAAGACGAGUUGAUGUUGAAAGUGCGUCGGACAAUGACAGAAAUCCUGUUGAGCGUGACAAAUCGACACAUCGAAGCAGUGUGUCGGGAAGAACUGCAGCGUUUCGCUAAAAAACGCAAAGCUUCAGAUCAACGUUGGUCAGCACCGAGCGGUGCCAACAUUAGCAGCAGACUCGGUUUGGGGAUGUAUGCUGACGACUCAGCUAGUGGCACAGAAGAAGAUGAACCAGAAGAUGUUGACCAACAUGAUUCACUUGACUCUGAUGAUGAUUUAAAGGACACAAUAAAACGAAGGAUGUCCGAGUUCCAGAAAACAGAGCGGGCGAUAGAAGACCGGCUGGACGAGGUGGAGAGGAGGAGGACAGAGGGCGCCACCAGGUCCCCGUCGCCGGAAUCGGACGACAAUGACUCACAGGUAGACGCAAGAAGUCAAGGCGCUGACCGGCAACAAGAUGACAGCCUAGACAUUCCGCUGCCCGAAAGCGAUACGCCCAAAAAGAAGGCGGGAUCUCCGUCGGCCUCGUCCAAUCAGAAGGCGCGAUCUCCGUCGGUGUCUUCCAAGCAGAAGGCGCGAUCUGCGUCGGCGUCGUCCGAGGCGAGCGAACGGGGCGAAGCGAGGUCGCGCCGGUCUUCGUCCUCCGAGGAUGCGUACAGGAAGGGGAAGAACAAGGGGCGGUCGAGGAGGUCGAACAGCUCGGAGAAGCGAUUGAGGUCGCGCUCGCCUUCUCCACCGAAACGCAGAGACUCCAAACGCGACUCUAACGGCUCCAGACGGCGCGACUCGACCGGCUCCAAGAAGAAGUCCUCCUCGCGUCGCUCCAGAUCCCGCUCCUCCUCCUACAAGAAAUCCAGGCGGUCCAGAGACCGAUCGAGGUCCAGGAACCGGUCCAGACGGUCGAAGUCUUCGCGCAGUCGGUCGCGCAGCCGCUACUCAAAGAGAUCGCCUUCGAGCAGCCGGUACUCGAAGAGGUCCCCGAGUAGCAGCAGGUCGGAGAGGAGGAGUAGGGGGGACAGGAGGAGUAGGGGAGAGAGGAGGAAGAGGUCGAGGAGCGCGAGCAGCGGCAGGGGUAAGAGGUCGCACAGGCGUUGA
This is a messenger RNA of Phaedon cochleariae (mustard beetle), 2013 nucleotides long. The record is from the annotation of a GenBank genome assembly. NCBI's taxonomy places the organism in Eukaryota, Metazoa, Arthropoda, Insecta, Coleoptera, Chrysomelidae.